AAUCAAUGCCCUCAGCGACGCGGACUUUGCCACUAUUUUGGCGAGUUGCGGAAAAUAUGAAUGCACGGUGACGUUGGACAGUUUUGGAGCCGGGCCCGAUACCUCCUUUGCCCAUGCCGGCGUGCUGCCAUCCAUCGGGAGCAUUCAGAGGGUGGCAGAACACUUUUGGAAAGACCCCAUGACUGGCGAGUUCUUGCCGAACGACUGCCCGGUGGCCAUCCCAGUGCCUUGGUUCACUAUCAGCAAUACACCGGUCGACCGUGACCGCCCGAUUCUGAUGCGGAUGCCUGCUAGGCACGACACAGUGCUUCACGGCCUCAAGUACGUUCUGGCAGAGGUCAAGAAGAAGCACGGGCUUUCUAAGGAGUUCCUUCUGCGCAUGCGCACGGUGCGUUGUCAGUUCUUCCUCUUGGAAGAUCAGGCAGCCUUUGAGCGCAAGAAAUGGGAGUUGGACGAAGAUUUGGGGGUGCAAGCUGACCAGAGAACCUUAGUGGGCUUCAACGUGGUCUUGGGAAUCGGACGUGUGUUCGAUUCCUUAUGCCGUCCUGGGCAUGACGCUUCGCAUGCGGAAGUCUGCCAGUGGUUGAAGCAGGCGAAGCUGAAGGACAUGAGUGUCAAAGUUGUUGGCACUUUCCUUCGCGUGCGCGCCCGCUACACCUCGAAGGAUCUCAUCGGGCAGCUAGAUUCGGAGUUUGGCCCCACCAAGCAUACCUUUGCCUUCGUCUCCAACCUCGACCUCUUGUCGCAGAGAACGGCAUGUGCAAGGAAUGGUGCAUUGGCCCCAGCCGAACAGCUGCUCGUCUGGGUGCUUCAUGACUUCGUCUUCCAGGCGACAGUGAAGAAGGGCGAUGCAGAACUGAAACGACCGCAAUUGCUGGCCUUCAUCGGGCGUUCGCUUGCGAAGCGUCGAAUUGUCUGUUACUAUGCGGCCAAGUUUCGUCCUCAUGACAAGGAGGGGCAUGUGUACCAGACAGACCGAGAGCCGUCGAAGGUCUUGUCGCUGUUCUCCGACUGGGGUAGCUUCCUCGAGAGCGGCUUGUCGGGCGCAGUUGUCAAGGGGGCUAUGCAUCUGGCUUGGCUGCGCGAGCUCCCGGACUAUCUGCAGGACAUCGUCGAAUACCUGGCGGCUUUGCUGUCGGGCAAUAGCAAGUGGGACGACGCCUUGGACAAGGCGGUGUCAAACGAUUUCCUAGUGGCAGCCGAGAAGCUUGUGGCGGAUGAAGAGACUUUCGGCAUGAAUGUGGAAAGCCUGAAAGAGCAGAUGGCAGCAGAUGCGGCCCCACCCGUGGCAAGGUCUGUGCCGGCAGUGCCAGUGCAGGUACCAGGGGAACCUGAGCCAAAGGCGGAGGCACCCAAAGAUGCAGAGCUCGCCCAAACAGAUCCGGACCCAGUUGAUGCUGGUGAAGCCGCGGAUAACACAAAGCCAGCUUCGCGAGCGACGUCGUUCCCUUCCUUCUGUUUGACGCAGUGCCAGCGGGACAUGUUGGACAGGCUCCCCGAUGACGAGUGGGAGAAGGCUCUGCAGUAUGCUCGCACAAGUGCCUUGACAGCCCGCAUCAGCAUCGAUCGGUUGGACAUCGAUGACAAAGAUGACCGCCCCCGCCUUCACAUUGUAGAUGUGAAAACUCUUGCAAUUUCGGAUGCGGAGAAUGCAGCCAAACACCCUUAUCGGUUUCUGCCUGCCUUUGCCGGUGCAAAGCUCAAGGAGAUCCUUUCCAGCAUUCUGGGGGAUGGCAAAACUCCCACGAGCUUCAGGUCGUGCGACGCCCUGUUGGUACUGGACGGACGGAGCAGGAAGUAUGACAGAGAAACGACCAGAUUGCUCAAUCAGCACUUGAAGCAUGUGAAAUCGGAGAACCUUCCUGCACGGAAGUCUGAUGUUUGGAGGUUUUUUUACCAUAACCGGGAGUUCAUGGACGGCGGCUUCGUUCGCAAGCGCAGCGUCGAUUCGGUCCAGUGCCCAGACCCACUCGAGAGCGGCAUCUUCAUUGGCGGCAAGGAUUUCCGCAAGUCGUUGAAGGCAAAGCCACGAAAGCAUUUCGACGUGGGGUCUACGAAUGAGUCGCGCGGGCUCAGCGGAUUGCCAUUGAAUGUGGAGCCACUUCGGGUCCUUCCGGACAUUCGCAAAGCUUUGGCCUCCCCAGCCACAGCGGAAAGCAGCAGCCAGCAGGAGCCGACAGUCUCAGAUGAUGGAGGACCUGCCCCAGCUGAGCAAGGUCAGCUCAUCUUCCCAUGGGAAUGGCCGGAGCUGGUGUGGGAUGAGAUCUUUCAUGGCUUGACUUACGACACGGAUGAUCCUGCUGCUGUAGUUCAGAUUUACCACCAUGCGGCGGACAGUGGCCACGCUGCAUUGGCUGCGUUGCGUUCCAAGUCUUGCAACGCAGCGCAUCCGUACACGUACCACUGCGCGGCCAUGUCGGAUCGUCACCGUGCGCUCAUGAGGGAGUUCUUGACUUUCAAGAUCAUUGCGGACAUCAGCAGUGGCUCGCGAAGCUGGGGCCGACGCCUCAAGAAGCAGAUCUCGCUGUCAGGUCAGUCCCAGCGUGUUGCUUCUCCCUCUGAUGCGACUCCGACAGAGCCUCCUGAGAAGAAGCAGAAACAGGCGGCCGAUGACGAUAAUGAGGAAUCCGAUGGCGAGUCCAGUGCCACCACCGAAGACUGA
This is a messenger RNA of Symbiodinium sp. CCMP2456, 2662 nucleotides long. The record is from the annotation of a GenBank genome assembly. NCBI's taxonomy places the organism in Eukaryota, Dinophyceae, Suessiales, Symbiodiniaceae.